GGGGAGGGCGAUAAUAUCUCUCAUAGAUUUAUAUUCAGGUUACUAACAGUUUCCUGUAUACCCAUCUGACAGACCAAUGACGACCAUGCAUACUCCUCGAGGGUUGAUCCAUAUGAACGUCGCACCGCAAGGGUGGACGAGCGCGGUUGCCAUGGUCCAGAGGUAUAUGGUGAGGGCAAUGCAGCCCAUAAGUCCUCACAUUACGCAGCCUUAUAUUGAUGAUCUGGUCGUGAAAGGGCCUAAGGAGAAGGAUGAGCAGGAGGUGAUGUCGGGAAUCAGGCGCUUUGUCUGGGACCAUGUGCAAGAUUUGUGCAAGGUCCUGGACCUUCUGAGGGAGCAUAACCUCACUGCCAGUGGGCCAAAGUCGAGGCACUGCAUGAGCGGGACCACUAUCUUAGGAUUUGUGUGCGACGAGCGGGGUCGUCGGCCAGAUACUAAGAAGACCAACAAGAUUCUCGAAUGGCCAACACCAUUCGAGACCAUUACUGAGGUAAGGAGCUUCGUGGGAACAUGCAGGUUUUGGAGGAUCUUUACAAAAGGGUUUGCGGCGAAGACUAGGCAGUUGCGAAAGCUUGUGCGUCAGGGCCAAGAUUGGGAAUGGGGAGAUAAGCAAGAAUCGGUAAUAAAAGGCCUGAAGAAGUUCGAAGAGGGAGAUCUAGUACUGGGGGUACCAGAUCAUGCGUCGGUGAUGACCAGGCCUUUCAUUGUUGAAACGGACGCAGGACCGACUGCUUUGGGAGGUGUGUUGAUUCAACGAGAUCCCAAUGGAGAAGAACGACCACUAAGGUUUGAGAGUCGGACGCUUAAUACAACUGAGAGGAACAACUCUCAGUUUAAGCGCGAAACCUUGACAGUUCUUCACUGUUUAAGGAUUUUCAGAAACUACCUCUUUGGCAGUAGGUUUGUACUGAGGGUGAACCCAACUGCUCUAGCUGGUUCUCUCAAGAAUUUUGCUCUCUCGGAUCCGACCAUCACCAGGUGGCUAACGUACAUCUGGAUGUUCGACUUCGAGUUGGAGCGAAUUCCGGGGAACAAGAAUAGACCGGAUGGGCUGAGUCGAGUCGACUUGGACAAGAACAGCCAAGGAGUGGUUGAGGAUGCUCCACCAGUUGACAGGUUCCUGGACAGCGAGGAGGAUGUGAGGCUUCACAUCAACUCCUGGUCACUGGCCGUGGGCAAGUACCAGCUACAAGAGGACUUGCUCACGACCGAGGAUGCGGCGCUGCAGGUGGGCAAGCACGAGAAAGUGAUAGGUGGGGUGUAUUUGCUAGCAAAUGCGCUACUUCAGGAAGAGGUGGUCAGGAAUACGGUGCUAGAUCAAGAAGAGGGUGAUAAUGUGGUCCACGAAAGAGAAGACGAUGAUUUUGAAGAAGGUGAGAUUAAGGAAGCAUUUCGAGCAGAGGAAUAUGAAGGAGUAUACCUUGAACUCGGAAUGCUUUUUUCGUGUGAAAUGAGAGAAAGGGACGCUUGCGCCAGAGUUCUGAAGAUGAGACCAAGCUUUCUAGUAAGGGAUGGCCAUCUAUUCAUGAGAAGCAAAGGGAAGGCUCCCAGAAGAGUAGUCUGCGGCGUCGUUCACCAGAUUGACGUUAUGGCAGCACUACACGAUGGUACGGCGGGUGGCCACAGAAGCACAAAGACGACAUAUCUCAAGAUACACGAAUUGUACUAUUGGGAUGGCAUGGGAAAUAUGAUCGACGAUUAUUGUAAAUCUUGUGUACCAUGCCAGGAGCGAUCCUCUCUUAGACCUAGGGAGCUGCUUCACCCAAGGUAUGUUUGUGAAGUUGGAGCGGUCGUGCACCUGGAUCUGUUGGCAAUGCCGCUGGGAAUAGGGAGUUAUAACUUUAUCGUCGAUGCGCGGGACAACCUCUCUGGAUUUGUGGAUGGCCGGGCCAUUCGCACGAAGACUGGGGAAACGCUGGCUCGAUGCAUCGAAGAAUAUUACCUGCAUUACCCCUUUGUCUCCAGAUUCGUGAUGGAUAGAGGGUCCGAGUUCACCUGUGCGGAAGUAAAGACUCUUUUGAAGAGGUAUGGGGUGAUCGCCGAGUACACUACUGCGGCGCACCCUCAAGCUAAUGCACCUGUGGAGAGAGGGCAUAGCACCAUCACAAAUCUUAUUGCCAAGUGGACUGAUGGCAGGCCCAAUCAGUGGCCGAAUUUCCUAAGGGUCGCUUUCUUCGUGGAUAAUAUCACUGUCAGGAGAAGCAUCGGCUACGCACCAGCCACGUUAUGGUAUGGCAGGCAUGCAACAUUUCCUAUUGAAAGCUUCCUAAAGACCUGGAGGCGGCAAGACCUCGAGACUUAUCUGACAUUUGAGGAACUGCUUGACUUAAGGGCACGUCAGAUUGGCGCUAUAAAGGACAAAAUUGAGGGAGCAACGAGUAGGGUGGCGGACAGUCGUACCAAGGACAAGUUCAGGUGGGAUAAGAUGGCAAGAGUAAGAAAGGAACCUCUUAAGCUGGGAGACAUUGUGUUGCUAUACGACUCAUCCCUGGAGAAGCAGUGGUCACAGAAGUUGGACAAGAGGUGGUUGGGACCAUACAGGGUCACCAGAUGUGGUGAACAUGGUGCCUACCAGAUUGAGGAGCUGAAUGGGACGACAUGGAAGGACUGGGUGUUAGGCUCGAGGCUGAAGAAGUUUGUGGCUCGAGACGAGCAGGGAAAAGAGCCUCAGGAGGUGGAUGACAAGAGUGGAAAGGGCACUUGCACUCAGGAGGAGGACCUUCCCUUAUUCUCAGAGGUAUGGGUCAGGUUUGACAAGCUGAUGGAUGUCGUAGGGAGGUCUGGAGGGCAUCAUCAGGAGAUGGGGAUUAAGCUAGUCUCUACAGACCUACUCAACUUGAGGGGCGUGAUGAAAGAAGGCUUCGCAGCAGCCAGAGCUUCAGAUCAGAAGGUCGGAGAGAGGCUGACAAAGGUGGCACAGAAAGCGUAUGGCCAGAGGGUUGAAUGGGAAAGAGAGAUUGAAGACUUGAAGAAGGAAUUGGGAACGGAGAGUAAGGAGGUGGAGGCAGUGAGGGCAGAUAUGGAGAAGAUUUGGGCAGAAAACGAGGUCGUCAGGCAGGUCAACCAGACCCUCAACAAAGUCAAUGACGUCCUGAGGACCUAUCUACAGGCACAGCAGGUCUCCUUCCAAGCAAAGGAAGUUGAGUGGGAGAAGAGGAUACAAGACCUCGAAGCCAAGUAUACACGACAGGCUCCAACUGCAGUGGUGGAUUGGACAGAGGUUGGAGGAUUUGAGUGGAGGAUGCCGGCGGGUCUGACGCAAGGACGAGAGUCGGCGAUGCCAGAAGAGAGGCCACCAGCAAAGGCCAUGGGAGCUGAAGUGGUUUCACCUACGACUCAGGGAGAGGCCGUGAGGCCACAGGAAGGUCAGGAGAGUGUGGGUCAGACCAUGGCUGAGGCUGAGUCAAGGAGGGACUUGAAGGGGUGUCAGGAGUCGGCCAUACCUCAGGAUAUGCCUCUGGUGGCAGGUUUGCGGGACGCAUUGGGAACUUGGGCCACUGGUUCGGGGCCAGAGGGACGUGUCGGCGAGCAGGUGAUACCAACAGACGAGAGAGCGGCAUGCCCCACUUCCCCAGAGGUUCCACAACAGGAGGUCACGAGUAAGAUCUCAACCAUCCCAUCAUCAGUACCCUCGCAGGAAGGAGACAAGAUGUCUCAGAAGAAGGUUGGCAAAUGCUUCUACUGCAAGAAGGGCAAGCAUCGAUCUGACGACUGCCCCAAGAGCCUCAAGGACGAGGCAAAUGGGUUGGUUAUCAGAGAGUCAUCUGGAGUGUGGAGAGACAGGAAUGGAGUCCUAGUUCCUAAAACUCGUGAUGGGGUAAGGGCGCAGUUGUAUAGGCAGCUGCAGGAGGUUAUGAGUGGUCAGGAGUAGGAUUUUCUAAUAAGGUCCGGACAGGUCUAAGUCUAGUAUACGCAAGGCAUUC
This is a messenger RNA of Chara braunii, 3923 nucleotides long. NCBI's taxonomy places the organism in Eukaryota, Viridiplantae, Streptophyta, Charophyceae, Charales, Characeae. The record is from the annotation of a GenBank genome assembly.